ACCGCCAGAGGAAAGCAACAUGAAAAUCAGAUGAUCCAGACCGACAGAGGAGCUGUCGUUCGUUUGUCUGUGAAAAGCUACUGUUGUUCUUCUUUUGCUCUUUCUCUUACAAUAAAUGGUAAGAGAAUAAUGGGGAUACAUUUACUUUAAUGUUGUAUUUGGUGUGAGAGAGCGAGUUUAUGCCUCGCAGCUGGAAAUGGACGAAAACACGGAAGUCAGAACAUCAAGGGGCUGCAGAAUGCAGGACAGAGAAGAAAAAGAGCUGAUUUGAGUCAUGGCUGAGGAACCCGCAGCAGAAAUCCAGUUGCUGAGAAGCCAGAAGACAAAGCUGAUAGAAAUUCUAAGUGCAGAUGCUGAUUUUGUGCUGCAGCAUGCAGACGCUCGCCGUCUGCUGUCUCUUCGCGGCUACCAGCAGGUGAAAUCUUGCCGUGUUCCCAGUGAAAAGGUUACAGACCUUUUGGAUCAUAUCAUUCAGAGAGGUCCUGAAGCAGCACAAGGGCUACUGGAACUACUGAAGGACCAGGCUCUGCAGGAAACCUUCCCAAUGCUUUGUUUUAUUAAUGAUCUGCAGGUCAACUCGCUGUCUUCAGAAACAUCAAGAAAGAGAAAACAAGGUGCUGAAUUACAAGAUAUAAUUCCAGCCAAAAACAUCUGCAAAAAUGCAUCCAGUUUAGUGAAGGAGAAACAGCUGAUGUCUGUGGCUCGUGCCAUUGGCAGAUCUUGGCGGGAGAUCGGCAGACUGGCUCUAGACAUCCCGUCUGUGAAGCUGGAACAGAUCGAAGAGGAUCAUCAGCUACAUGUGGAGCGAGUCUUCGCCAUGCUGCGUUACUGGAGAACCCGCCAGAGGGACAAAGCCACUGCUGCUCACCUGCACUCCCUCCUCAGUCAGGACAACUGGGCUCUGCCACCUGAAAGCAUCGACUUUCUGCUGGAGACCAACUGAGGCCUUCACUGUCUGAUUCCUUCUGGGAAUUAAACCCUCUCAGAGGAAAUGUUUUUACUGGGGAUUAGUGUUUUUUUCUCAUCAUAAAGACUCAUUUUAUGUCAGGGGAGAAACAGGACUAUGAUUUUACUACCUGAUAAAACUACCCCACAGUGGGGUAACAUUUACGCCUCUGGGAAAGAGACCUUUGUUCACCUUAAACUACACUUCUAUAUAAUGGUGCUGCUGACAUAGAAAAAUAGUAAAUGAUUUAUUUUGAUGCAUUACUUCUUAAGAGCUGUUGUUACUGCUGUAAAAAAUGAUUGUUGUGUUAUUUUUUAUUCUCCUUUUAGAAAUUAGAUGAACAACUAAGCAGUGCUCAGUUCAUUUUAGUGUGCAUUGAAAGAGGUGAAUAAAAUUAUAUUUCUUUUA
Molecule: messenger RNA, 1354 nt
Organism: Amphiprion ocellaris (clown anemonefish)
Lineage: Eukaryota; Metazoa; Chordata; Actinopteri; Pomacentridae
Exons: 4
Coding region: 275-943 (222 amino acids)
Biological process (GO): signal transduction; regulation of apoptotic process
Molecular function (GO): protein binding
Source: RefSeq, a predicted model, not a curated record